Molecule: messenger RNA, 1133 nt
Organism: Bicyclus anynana (squinting bush brown)
Lineage: Eukaryota; Metazoa; Arthropoda; Insecta; Lepidoptera; Nymphalidae
Product: heat shock protein Hsp-12.2-like
Exons: 1
Coding region: 352-861 (169 amino acids)
Biological process (GO): response to heat; protein refolding
Molecular function (GO): protein folding chaperone
Source: RefSeq, a predicted model, not a curated record
GUGCUUCCUAAAAAUAUUAAUUUUUCCAAACGUUUCCUAGUUAAAUUUAAGCGAAGUGGCAUAGACAAACAAGCUUGCCAACUACACAAACAAAACUAAGGCUAGGAUGCCUUCAAUAAUUUCAAUUUAAAAUAUGCAAUUUUCAAUUAUCAAUGUUAAAACAAAAUAGUGACAUUGGUUUACUGAUAUGAGUACUUUUGACCGAUACCCACUCGAUUCUUAAUUUCAAAGUAUCGAUACUAAAAGUACUUGGUAUCGGCGCAAAAGUAUCGAGUACGUACUUGUAUUUACUCGUAUCGUUUCAUCCCUAUGAGUGAGAUCUCAUAGCAACGCGCGAGUAAAAAUACAAAAAUGUCAUUGGUACCGUAUUGGCUGCGCCAUUUACGAAAUCUGGCUUACCGUGACCCUGUGGCCAGGAUGCUGGAAGACCCAUUCGCCGUGUUCGCGAAGGAUCCAUUCUUCAGGGACCCGGUGAAGUACAUGCGUCAAGUCACGCCGGUGGAACAUGAGCAUGGCAUCGAAGGUGUUUACUCGGAUUCUGAGAUAAAAGCAGACGGGAAGAAAGUGGAAGUGCAUUUGGACGUGCAGAACUUUACUCCCGAGCAGAUUCAAGUGAAGACAGUGGGGAAUGAGAUCACGAUCGAAGGAAAGAAGGAAAUUAAACGCGACGGUGGGUGGACGAAGAGUCAUUUCGAGAGGCGUUUCCUGCUGCCCGACGGUUUCCCUCCGGAGAGGGUGGAGUGCCACCUGGACAAGGGCAAGUUGAGGCUCAUCGCGUUCAGAGCGGAGCCGCUGGCCGAGCGAACCAUACCGAUCCAGGAUAAAUCUGGAAGCGACAGUGACAAAGAGAAAUCUUCGUGAAUAUUCUAGAUGUUUAAGGGUAUAAAUAUUACCAUGUACAUGGGUAUUUUCUUCAAUUGUAUUCGGUAUUAAACAAUAUGAUGCAAUAUUUUGAAAGAUCUCUGCUUUGAAACUUGUCCAAAGUUGCAACUAGUGAAAUGAUUGUGAAAUAUUUUGUUUUGUACCUACAUAACUCUAUUUAGUUAGAGGCAGACUGAUUAGUUUAGUUGAUUAGUAAAGUAUUGGUUUUUUGUAAAUAAAAAAUUAAAAAAAGUACGUAGGUGUUUUAUUCA